AUGUCUUUAAAGCAAUCGACUCACAAUGCAAAGAAACUCGGUGAUAAAUACUUUGCUUCCGUCGAUGUAUUCCAUCAACUGCACUGCUUGGACCUGAUCCGGAAGUACAUAUUUCGCAACCACUAUCCUGAUUUCAUGGCGUUCCAAGACAGUGAAUAUGCUAUCUUCAAUCAUGUAGACCACUGCAUCGAUAUUAUACGACAAAAGAUCAUGGUUAGUCCCGUCUUGCUCACGAAUGAAUGA
Molecule: messenger RNA, 243 nt
Organism: Durotheca rogersii
Lineage: Eukaryota; Fungi; Ascomycota; Sordariomycetes; Xylariales; Xylariaceae
Exons: 2
Coding region: 1-243 (80 amino acids)
Biological process (GO): mycotoxin biosynthetic process
Source: RefSeq, a predicted model, not a curated record